Molecule: messenger RNA, 1730 nt
Organism: Orbicella faveolata
Lineage: Eukaryota; Metazoa; Cnidaria; Anthozoa; Scleractinia; Merulinidae
Product: histamine H2 receptor-like
Biological process (GO): G protein-coupled receptor signaling pathway, coupled to cyclic nucleotide second messenger; chemical synaptic transmission
Cellular component (GO): dendrite; plasma membrane
Molecular function (GO): G protein-coupled serotonin receptor activity; neurotransmitter receptor activity
Source: RefSeq, a predicted model, not a curated record
AGCUGCAGAACCGAGAAAAUCUUUUCUAGAAAGAUGAACCCAUCAACGAACGAAACUACCGAAACAAAGGCGUGUAAAUUCAAUUUGGACUACCAGAUUUCUAUAUCCAUUCUGUUUGUCGUGACAUUUGUGCUGUCCGUCGCCGAGAAUAUCUUAGUUUCCGUCGCCAUUGUCGUCGAUAGAAGACUCCGCAGGCCUUCCAAUGGCUACCUAUUGAGUUUGGCGCUGACUGAUAUAUGCAUCUCACUCGGACUGAUACCACUGGAACUUAUAUACGUUUGGUCGUAUCCAGAAUGGCCUUUGGGUCCCAGAGAAACGAAUGUUUUUAAUUCAGUUUGGUUUUUCUCGAUAGCAGGUUCGUUUGUCGCUGUGUUGGUGAUCACAGUGGAUCGCUACAGGGCAGUCAUGUCUCUCGUGCGCUACAGAGGAGUUGUAUCUUGGGGCAGAACCUUGGUGAUUACCACACUGGUUUGGCUGUACGUAGUGGUUGUGGUAAUACUGAUGAGAGUACUUUCCUUUAAAACAGCAUUGGGAAAAACGUAUGAUUGGGACGUGAACUGUAAAUUUUACUACGCGUUUCUGGCGGUGCACAUAGCUCUCCCAUUGUUGAUAAUUUGUACUUUGUACUACAAGAUCUACAAGAAAGCGGUGGAGAAUCGCCAACAACUUUUGUCACGUGGCCGGGUGCAUCCGGGCACCACUGCUGCUUCCGAUACAGUGAUAGAAACUAGAGUAGAAGUUAAAAUGGCAAAAACUGUUGGCCUUGUAAUCAUGUUUCUGGUCAUUAUAUGGAUACCAGUUUUGAUUGUGGAAAUCUUUUAUGCAAGAAGAAGUCAUUCUUGUAUUAUAGAGAAGCUGGAUGUUGUCAGUGUAUGGUUAGCCUGUAGUAAUGGAAUGGUUAAUCCAGUGGUUUACUCUCUGAGGAACAAAGACUUUCGCCAUGCUAUUUUGGAACUAAUCCACUGCAAAAGAGCAAGGUCUGCCAGUAUAUUAGCUUAGAAAUAAACAUUCUAAGGAAUUAAUUAUAACCGAAGGUUGGUUUGUUUUUUAAUUGGGUCCCCCCGGCCUGGGGCUUCCCAGUUUCAGUUGGAUUAGUUAAUCAUUAGUAAUGUUUAGUUGAAAGCAAACUUAGUUGAAAUCAGAGUACUUGGUAAAUUCUUCCAAUCAAACAACACUCAAUAUUUUCACUGCAUGAUUUUCACUGAUAUUGCACAGCCUUUUCAGCCAAAUUAACCAAAAUUUCAACAACAAGCAUUGUUUUUCCACUGGAACACGAAAGUGAAUCUAGUAACCCACCCUGCCUGGCUAAUACCAAAAGGACCUGGCUUAGCGCUAAACCACUGGAGCUGCUCCAGCUAAUAAGACAAUUCAGCCAAAUCAUUCAAGACUAAGCAAUCUGGUUAUUGUUCAAUCAUAAGGUACUGAAAUAUGAUCAUAAUAUACAUUAAGGUUUGAAUUAAUGAUAAACUAAUUGCAACGUGAACUUGUCGAAUAUCAGGCAUGUAAAAUCACAGGCCUCCCAGAAAUAGAUUUAUGUAAGCGUAUCGAGUGGAACGUGACUACCUAAAGUACGCGAUGUUGUGUUACAGUUCAGGCCGUUGAGAAUUUUAGCGUUCUACAAGGCACUGCAAGGAGUUUUAAAUAAUGAGGGAUAAAAAUUAAACGCGUGACGAAAUAAAAUGUUAGCUUUUUUUGAAUAAAAUAAAGAAAGUAUACUCACCUAAACUGGU